ACGCAGUGCUUGAGCACUACUUCCGGUGGUGGCAUGGUCGGCCACUGGAGAACUCAGAAGAACACAGCUGUGCGCGCCCAGAGGCUCGGGGGGCGGGAGAGGAUAAGUCGGAAGAAGGGGGCGGGACCUACACCUCAGGAAAGCCGGAGGAUUGGGGCACGAAGCGGGGCUUUGAUGACCCGCAAAGGGCGAGGCAUGCAGGAGGUGGAGGAAUUAAGUGAAACGAGGAAGGUCGUUAAUCAGGACCCUGUGGGCUAGGCCUUAAGGGGCGUGGUCCUUGUCUGGGCGGGGUCUUUGGGCGCCGACUAGGCCUGGUUCUGGGUGGGCGGGGCUGCUGUGGGAAUGCCGGCCCGCGCGCUUCUGCCCAGGCGCAUGGGGCAUCGUACUCUAGCCUCCGCUCCUGCCCUGUGGGCCUCUAUCCCGUGCCCUCGCUCUGAGCUGCGCCUGGACCUGGUUCUGCCUUCUGGACAGUCCUUCCGGUGGAGGGAGCAAAGUCGUGCACACUGGAGUGGUGUACUAGCGGAUCAAGUAUGGACACUGACUCAGACUGAGGAGCAGCUCCACUGCACUGUGUACCGAGGAGACAAGAGCCAGCCUGGCAGGCCCACACCAGACGAGCUGGAGGCCGUGCGCAAGUACUUCCAGCUAGAUGUCACCCUGGCUCAACUGUAUCACCACUGGGGUUCUGUGGACUCCCACUUCCAAGAGGUGGCUCAGAAAUUCCAAGGUGUGCGACUGCUGCGACAAGACCCCAUCGAAUGCCUUUUCUCUUUUAUCUGUUCCUCCAACAACAACAUCGCCCGCAUCACUGGCAUGGUGGAGCAGCUAUGCCAGGCUUUUGGACCUCGGCUCAUCCAGCUUGAUGAUGUCACCUACCAUGGCUUCCCCAGCCUGCAGGCCCUGGCUGGGCCAGAGGUGGAGGCUCAUCUCAGGAAGCUGGGCCUGGGCUACCGUGCCCGCUACGUGAGUGCCAGUGCCCGAGCCAUCCUGGAAGAACAGGGCGGGCUACCCUGGCUGCAGCAGCUACGAGAGGCCUCCUAUGAGGAGGCCCACAAGGCCCUCUGUACCCUGCCGGGAGUGGGCACCAAGGUGGCUGACUGCAUCUGCCUGAUGGCCCUAGACAAGCCCCAGGCUGUGCCCGUGGAUGUCCAUAUAUGGCAGAUUGCCCAACGUGACUACAGCUGGCACCCUACCACGUCCCAGGCGAAGGGACCAAGCCCCCAGAGCAACAAGGAACUGGGUGUUCCAGUGCCAGCAGAAGACCUGCUUACUUCAGCAUCUACAUUCCAGAGCCCCCUAAGGUCUAGGCAGCCUGAGGCUGACAGGAGAGAAAACGUGAACUAUUACAGAAAGAGGCUUUGAUUCAGCCAUGGGCUCAAGUCUCAGCUUGGCUGUUUAUUGAGUGUGUGACCUUCAGCAGAGCACUUCGCUUCGCUGGGCCUUUAUUUCCUCAUCUGGUAAACAAGGAAAACAGCACUUCCCUCCUGGGUUGUUGUCGACACUUGAGAGUGUACAUAAAGCCCCUGACACACAGUAGGCACUCAGCAUACAUUAGUCACCCUUAUCCUUAAAUACCCUGGCAGCUUGUCAGCAACUACCUCUCCUUUUAAUGGCACUCGUCUUUACUGAUCAUCUGCUAGUAAUCUGCAAGUCUCUUGCUGUGCCUCUCUUGCUGGUCCCUAGCACAAUGUCUAAGAGACAAUAAGAAUGGCCAAAUGAUUAGCUGGGCAUGGUGGUGGCACAUGCCUGUAAUCCCAGCUACUUAGGAGGCUGAGGCAGGAGAAUUGCCUGAACCUGGGAGGCGGAGGUUGCAGUGAGCCGAGAUCGUGCCAGUGCACCCACUGCCUGGGCAACAGAGUGAGACAUUGUCUCAACAACAACAACAAAGGCCAAAUGAAUGUGUAUGUCCUGUCCUGUCAGGGCUCUAUGAAGUUAAGACAUAGCACUUGCCUGUGAGAAGCAGAGACUUGUUUGGGUUGCUUCCCUAUCUCUUUAACUAAAGGGUAGCUAUUCCACAGUCUUCCUCCAGAUGUCACCUAUACCUUUGUUGUGAUCAAUGCAGAACAAGAUGGAUGGGAGUUGACAUCAAAUGAAUGGUAGGCACUGUGAUGGAUUCCCAAAAGAACAUGUCCUAAAACACUGGUCAAUUUCUUGUGAUAAGCAAAUAAAAAUCACAGAUCUCUAACAAAAUGUUAAUAGUUAAUUAGUCUAGGUGGAGAAUAUGCUGAUGUUUAUUGUAUGAUUCAGAUUUUCUGCAUGUAUGAAAUUUUUAAUAAAAAAACUUUGGGGAUAAAAAGAAAAGCAGCAUGAAAAGACAAAAAAUAAAUCACACAACAAUGUGCAUAUGGGUAACACUACUAAACUGCACACUUAAAAAUGGUUAAGAAGGGUAAAUUUUUUUUUCUUUUCCUUUUUUUUGAGACGCAGUUUCACU
Molecule: messenger RNA, 2434 nt
Organism: Cercocebus atys (sooty mangabey)
Lineage: Eukaryota; Metazoa; Chordata; Mammalia; Primates; Cercopithecidae
Gene: OGG1
Product: 8-oxoguanine DNA glycosylase
Exons: 7
Coding region: 343-1362 (339 amino acids)
Biological process (GO): base-excision repair, AP site formation; base-excision repair; nucleotide-excision repair
Cellular component (GO): nucleus
Molecular function (GO): 8-oxo-7,8-dihydroguanine DNA N-glycosylase activity; damaged DNA binding
Source: RefSeq, a predicted model, not a curated record